Westerdykella ornata is the source of this 1353-nucleotide messenger RNA. Its product is annotated as kinase-like protein. Lineage: Eukaryota; Fungi; Ascomycota; Dothideomycetes; Pleosporales; Sporormiaceae. Gene Ontology annotation, cellular component: cytoplasm; autophagosome. Gene Ontology annotation, molecular function: ATP binding; protein serine/threonine kinase activity. The annotation marks the transcript as partial. Gene Ontology annotation, biological process: peptidyl-serine phosphorylation; protein autophosphorylation; autophagosome organization. The transcript has a single exon. The record is from RefSeq and is a predicted model, not a curated record.
AUGGAUUGUAUGCGUAAUCAGCUGCAAGAAGGUGUAGUGCUCAAUGGACGGUACAAGACCAUCUCCCCUCUCAACCAUGGUUCCUUUGGGAUGGUCUUCCAGGCCAAGGACCUCGUAACCGGCAACAUCGUGGCUGUAAAGGUCAUCACCAAGUCUGCCCCCGCCACUCCGCUCACCUGUUCCCCCGUCGGCAUCGACGAGCGCUCCGAGGAGCUCGACAUCCACAAGCGCAUUGCCUCGCACCCCCACGUGGUCAACCUUCUCGAGUCCUUCGAAACCCAAAACCACGUCUUCCUCGUGCUCGAAUUCUGCGCAAAUGGCGACCUCUACGAAGCCAUCCGCAACGGCAGGGGUCCGCGGGAGACGGAGCACGUGCGCGACUUCAUGCUUCAGCUUGUGGAUGCCGUCGAGUUCAUCCACUCUCGCGGCGUCUACCACCGCGACAUCAAGCCGGAGAACAUCUUCCUCACCCAGUCCGGCGCCAUGAAGCUUGGUGAUUUCGGCCUCGCUACUACCGAUGUCUGGUCCUAUGAGAUUGCUGUUGGAAGCGACCGCUACAUGGCACCCGAGCAGUAUGACCCAGCUAGCUCUGGCUAUUCCACGGCCAAGGCAGACAUCUGGGCCAUCGGUAUCUGUCUGCUCAACGUGCUCUUCUCCCGCAACCCCUUUGCGGUGCCCAAUACUUCCGACCCUCUCUAUGCGGAUUUUGUUCUCGAUCGCGAGUCGUUGUUCGACGUCUUUCCCAACAUGUCCUCGGACACGUUUGAAGUCCUGAGGUACUGCCUGGCCGUCGAUCCCGAGAAGCGUGACCUUUCCCUGGUUAAGGAUGCGCUCAGGAGCGCCGUCAGCUUCACCACCGAUGACGAGAUUCUUGAUGAGUUCUGCACCGAGAAGCGUGAACCCGUCGUUGCGAGCGCCAAUCGCGAGCCUCUCCGUACGCCGUCUCUUUCGACCCCGCAGCUCGACCAGGGAGGAUCUUUCCCCUGGGCCAAGGCAUUGGCCAUGUCGCCGCCCCAGCCCAUCCGCCAGCUGUCCGCCAUCCCGGAUACGGAAAUGUACGCGGACGACCUGUUUCCCCCCUCGCUGCAGUCCAACCACAAGUGGUUCGACAUCAAGCCCCACAAUGCUUCGGCCGCCUCCUUUGUCGACUCUGGUUUGGGCCUUUCAUUCCAGUCCACGGAUGACGCCCCGUCCUCCAAGGCUGUUGACAUCACGCGGUCCCGUCCUGUACCCAUCUCUGGAUCUCUCCCAGCCACCGCUGCCAGGCCCAUGCACAGCAUGGCCUCGGUCUUCGGCAAGAAGCGUGACACCUUCUCCAAGAGCUGGAGUGAUCUAUGGGACGAGGAGGAGGAA